UUCGGGAACGAUGUUUUUAAAAGACCGGUGGAUUAAAAUCCUCGGACGGGUGUUUUUAGCCCCGGUGGUUUGGGAUGUGACCCAGCCCGACUCCUGGGACGGAACCGGGGCCGGGGAGGAGAGUUGGGCUUGGGCCGCCGUGAGCUGAAGAGCCGUGGCGGGGAGUCUGGUGGCGGAGCCGUGGCGAAGUGCGGUUAAGACUAUACUUUCAGGGAUCAUUUCUAUAGUUUCCAACUAGAGAAGUGCAUUCGAAAGUGAUCGGUCUCGCCAACCACGAGGAGGAGGCGGAAUGUUCUCUCCUGAGCGUGAAGCCGGCGGGCGGUGCUCAUUUGCUUGAGCUGCUGCCUCGUCCUUGAUGAUCGUUCUGCCCUCUUUUCAAGAGGGUCGGAGGGAGAGAACAUAUUCUGAGUGGUUGGAUCUCUUUUUUUACCAUGGUUGAAAGACAGUCUAGAAAGGUUCCUUUAGUUGAGGAGUAAUCUUCUGGAAACUGUUAUUGUGGGCAAAUUUGUGUUCACAUAUUUAUUUAAGGGGAUCUUUGCUGAUGCUGUAAACUCCUUGGGGCAGACUGCCCUGUUCACAGCUGCUUUACUUGGCCUUGGAAAAGCGGUUGAUGUUCUUCUGGAUUUUGGUUCAGACCCAAAUCAUCGCUGUUAUGAUGGGAGUACUCCGGUGCACGCUGCAGCUUUCUCAGGCAACCAGUCAGUUCUUAGUAAGUUGCUAGAGGCAGGUGGAGACUUGAGAAUCCAUGAUGAGAACGGAAAGAACCCAGCGAGCUGGGCAAUGUCUGCUGCAAAGGAAAGUAGUAUCCAGAUGUUGGAGUUUAUCCAGCGGUGCACAGCCCACAUGCAAGCCACUCUGCUGAAUUACACCUUGCUACACAAAGUUUGUUCUCCAAAAGACCUUGUCUACAAUCCUUCCAAGUUUGGGGGCAUCACACAAGGAAGGGACCACAGCCCACUGGGAAGAUUUCUAAAAGGCUCGAACAGUUCUGAAAAGUGCAAACAGUUUGGGCGAGCUUUCAGCUUUGGCUUUGGGAAGUUUUAUCUCACUGGCAGCAAGCAAGUGAGCUACUUAUCGUCGCUCCCACUCAUCACGGAUAAAGAACUGUUCCAGGCUGAUGAUGAACGGACAUUCUCAUUUCCAGCUGGACCAUACAUGGUUAUGACCAAUUUGAUGUGGGGCGUGACCCGAGUCACAGUGAAGGAGCUGAAUCUGAAACCCCAUCGGAACUGCAGCAAGGUGCACCUGGCUGACCUGCUGCUUGCAGAAAAGGAAUAUAGUAGUAAACUUCGCCACCCUCAUUUGCUGCUGUUGAUGGCUGAGUCCUUAUCCAGUGACUUGGAGAGAGUCCGAUUAGUGUAUGAGAGGGUUAACUUUGGCUCACUCUACAGCAUCCUUCACGAGAGGCGUUUGGAGUUUCCGGUUGUGCGCGUUGAAACGAUUGUGCACUUGCUGCUCCAGGUGAUCGAGGCCCUGCGGUUCCUGCACACACAAGGUUUCGUCCACCGCACAGUCAGCUCCUACGCAGUGAUGAUUGUAACUACGAGUGAAGCACAGCUCACCAACUUGGAGUACAUGGUUGAAAGCAAGGAUGGGGGAGAACACAGCGACCUGAGCCGGGUGCCCAUCUCCUCUCAGUUGUUCAACUGGUGCGCACCGGAAGUGAUCCUUGAAAAGUCGCCUACUGCCAAAUCAGACAUCUACAGCUUCUGUGCCGUGAUGCAGGAGGCACUCACAGAUUCUGUUCCCUGGGAAGGGAUCAAAGGUUCAGUGGUUAAGGAUUACAUAUUUUCUGGCCAGUCUUUGGAAGCUGAUGCUAGGCUGCCGAAACUGUACUAUGAUAUUGUGAAGAUUGGCCUGGAGUACAGGAAGAAGGACCGCGCUAUAAGUCUAGAGGAUAUUCGUUACAGCCUACAAAAUGACUUAAAGGAUUUGAUUGUGUCCCAGAGGGACCACCCCUGCAAAGGUUCCGGCACGCCCAAGAAUGAAGCACAUGGCAACAUUAAUAUCUGCUUCCCAUCCAGCUCAGACUGCCAGCUCAAGAUACCAAAGCCACAAGGAGAGGAGACCACCCGAGUCGUCAGAAGCUUUACUGUGUCGGGAUGUGCCGUUUCUUCACCUGUAACGGAGGCCACUACUUUCUCCAAGAUCGAGCCUGGUAUUCGUGAAGCUGAACCAAGCCCGAUCUGGGACCCGGCUCCCGAACCCCAGAAUGAUGCCAGCAGCGUGGACGACAGCCUCUGCAGCUUCGAAAUCAAUGAGAUCUACACGCGUUCUCCGGAGUCGUGUGAGGGCAGCACAGAGGAAGAGGAGUCUGCUGGAUCGAAUUCAGAAUCCCAAAGGAAGACACAAAUCACUCCAAAGGGCUGGACAAACGUCCUGUCACCACCUGCCAAAGUUCAGAGCAGGCAGAUCAACUUGAGUGAGGAAGACAGCUCUUCAGACCCUGAAGCGGAGCACAGCGCUGAUAAUUUUACUGAUGGGUCUGAGUCCCACCUUUUUACCCAAGCAACACAGUACAUCCAUGACAUAGAGGCCGGCUGUUUGAAUUGGGAUAGGCAGUAUGGCCAGAUUGACUUAGACCUAAAGACUUGUCAAAACUUAAUGCAGCGAAUUUCCGAUGAGAUUGAAAGGGUGAAGGAAUUAGAUGCAGUGGAUGCCUGUAAGAAGCAGCUGCUUGCAGGGGACCAAAGGCAGCAGUGUGCUGUCCCAUGUGCUCUUGAGGAGGCCUACUUGAAGAGGACGGAGGAAGCCUUGGGAAAUAUCUGUGGGCCCUACAGUGGAGACAAGGCAUUGCUGUGGAAGGCAGCCGGCCCUCCAUCAAGCUUCUACAUCCCUCCAGCGUUGUGUGUCUCGAGUAUGUUGAGGCCAGUGGGUACUCACCACUUCCGAGCCAGAGAAAAUGAAUGCAAGGAUGAGAACAGGAGCCAAGACGCCACUUUUCAGAAUGAUUUGGGAUCGGCUCUGGCCAAAAUUCCCUCAGACUCAGGAGCAGCAGAACCAAGCUGUCAGCUCUUGUACCCGAGCGUGUCUACCAGGAGGGAAAGGAUGGCAAGUGCACAGUCACUUCGAGGCAGCGACUUGAGCUCUGCAGGGGACGGAAUCAAAGAGGCCAUAAAGGUGUGUCAGAAACCUCUGUCUGAAACGUGUGAUGCAACUUUGAGAUUCGAGGAGAGGAGUGUGGCGCAGUCUGAAUUGGCAAAGGAAGUAAGUCAGAUGGCGAGCAAAGCAGUUUCUGGGCACCUGGACCUUCUGAUUCCAUGCCCUCCCAGCAAAUGGACUUCUGAGGCCGACAGUGAGAACAUCAAGAGUUCCAGCAACAGGGCACAAAUCAAAGCCUGCCAGCAAAGUGUGGAAGAAUGGCCACGGGCUGCAAAAGAGAGAGAAGAUCAGAAACAAGUCUGCAAUGCUGAAGCAUGUUGUACAUGUUUAUUAGGCAAGAGCAGCCAGCUUUUAGCAAAUGAGGCGCAAACUGAGUGGGACACAACCUUGUGCAAGAAUUCAGCCAUUUCUGUCAGCGCUGAAGACCUUUGCAGGGUGCAGCCAGAAAACCUCAGUUGUUCACUGACCUCAUCUCCUGAUGCAUCAGAAGAGUUUUUAACUCCUGAUUCAGAUAUUUUUGGCUGUUCUUUCACCACUCGGGAAUAUUCGGAAACAGAGAACUCAAGUCCCGAAGAUAAAGAAGAUUCACAUGAAGCCAGCAAACAGCAAGAAUUCCCCUUCGAUGCAGCACAGAGAGGAAAAUGUAGUGAGGAUCCACAUCUCCAAUAUGAUAUGCCAGGAGAGGAUUUAUUUACACCUGCAACCAGGUAGAAAGCUGCCUUCUGUCAUCUUGUCUGUUCAAACAUGAAUAUGACUAAAUCACAGUGCUCAAAUCAGUUGCUGUUAGGCUUGUGUACAUGUGUGCAUUUUCACUGGAAAUCUAGGCACUCUAGAAAACAUCCAUAUAGCUGUUCUCAGUUGCACCAUGGAGGAUAUGACUAGCAAAGCAGCCAAAUGGAGCUAGGAACAGACUAAUGUCGCUAGAAAUCUGAAGAAAGUUCCUGUGUUGCAGAAAAAUCUGAAUUUAAAAAAAAAUACAUUGGGCAUUAAAAUCCCUCCAAAAUAACAGAAACAAUUCUUGUUCCUUUAAGAAUGCUGGCUGAGCUCACAGUAGUUGUUGGGGGUUGCUAGGCAACCACAACAAUAUUGCCAAGUCUUCUAAGCCUUAAUAUCUGGAUAGCAAACCCAUGGGGGCAAGCAACCAGGGGUGGACCGGGGGAUAAAAACAGCUCUGGAAAAGGUCCCACUCAUCUCCACAGUGAUGUUCCCUGAAGUAGGAGGACUCUCUGGUGUCAGUCAGUUUGGCAGUCAUGGGAAACUCAUACCUCCACAGCCUGUUAUGGUUUUGCUAGAGGAGGUGCAGAGGGUACCUUCACUGACAAGAUUCCAAAUGCUGGGAAAUGUCAUUUUACACCUGUGUGACUUUGGAAAUUGACUUUGAUGAGUUGCUGAUCUGAUUUCUGGUGGAAGGUGAGGAUGCCUCAUGUUUGGCUUUGAACUAGCAGUUCCACAUGUAUUUUUUUUAGUAUAAGGUUAAAGAUGUCGAUUUUGAAUGGUCCAGUGCAGUUAUUCUGUUAUUGUUGAAGUUCUGGACUUUUGUAUUGUGGUUGGAUGUUUAUUAUUAUUUUUAUUUCGAGAAUGUAAAUGUCGCUCCUGCGGAGAGGCCUGUUCAUGUCAACUCGCAAUUAAAAAUAGUAACGUGAAAACGUGAUAAGAGUGCUUUUAAUAUUUGUUUAACAUGGUUCACUUUAUAUUUUUAUUGUUAGCGCUUCAUAGCUUGUAGAUGGCAAGCUUUAAAUCUUUCAACAAAUAAAUAUUGGCCACUUUUA
Sphaerodactylus townsendi is the source of this 4871-nucleotide messenger RNA. RefSeq names its product testis expressed 14, intercellular bridge forming factor (gene TEX14). The transcript has 20 exons. Gene Ontology annotation, cellular component: midbody; kinetochore; intercellular bridge. Lineage: Eukaryota; Metazoa; Chordata; Lepidosauria; Squamata; Sphaerodactylidae. The record is from RefSeq and is a predicted model, not a curated record. The coding region runs from base 781 to 3813 and encodes 1010 amino acids. Gene Ontology annotation, molecular function: protein kinase activity; ATP binding. Gene Ontology annotation, biological process: intercellular bridge organization; protein phosphorylation; mitotic sister chromatid separation.